This is a messenger RNA of Lotus japonicus, 1377 nucleotides long. RefSeq lists its product as uncharacterized. Lineage: Eukaryota; Viridiplantae; Streptophyta; Magnoliopsida; Fabales; Fabaceae. The record is from RefSeq and is a predicted model, not a curated record. Gene Ontology annotation, molecular function: RNA-DNA hybrid ribonuclease activity; nucleic acid binding. The transcript is spliced from 3 exons. The coding region runs from base 1 to 1377 and encodes 458 amino acids.
AUGGUGGAAGCUGAUCAUGCUCUUGCAACCAUUAAGAGAUAUGAGGAAGCGUCGGGGCAAAGGGUCAAUUUUGACAAAACUGAGUUGUCUUUUAGCCAAAAUGUGCCAGAACAGUUGUGUACUCAAAUCCGGAAUAGGAUGGAGGUAAAGGUUGUAGACUCUCAUGACAAGUAUCUUGGAUUGCCAACAGUUAUUGGUAGGUCUAAGAAGGCUGUUUUCCUCAAGGUGCAAGAGAGAAUGGUGAAGAAGCUAAAAGGAUGGAAAGAAAAGUUCCUCUCAAGAGCUGGAAAAGAGGUUUUGCUCAAAUCGGUUGCGCAAGCAAUUCCUAUUUAUCUUAUGAGUUGCUUCAGACUUCCAGAGAAUGUUUGUUCUUCAAUGGCUUCCCUCAUGGCUAAUUUCUGGUGGGGACAAAAGAAUUCAGAAAAAAAGAUCCAUUGGAUGAGUUGGGCAAAUUUGUGCAAACCAAAGGCAAGUGGAGGGCUGGGCUUCCGAGAUUUUAAGAGCUUCAAUGAGGCUUUGCUAGCUAAGCAAGUUUGGAGACUGAUUCAGAAUGAGGAAUCCAUACUGUUUAAGUGCCUCAAGGCAAGGUAUUUUCCAAGAACUUUCUUGCUAUCUGCUCCUGUGGGUUUUAGACCCAGUUAUGCUUGGCGGAGCAUAUGCUCAGCUAGGAACUUAAUCAAGGAGGAGUCAGUUUGGAAGUGCCAUUGGGUUAGACAGGUUUGGUUUGCCUCUUCUCUGUCUAUCCGUUCUGGCGAUAUUCAGCUUGAGAUUGAUAAGUGGAUUCAGCAGUUAGCUUGUUCAGUUGGUGGUGAGAUUAUGGACCAGAUUGCAAUGGUUCUUUGGAGUAUUUGGAAAGCAAGAAAUGAGAGUUUCUUUAAGAAAAUUAAGCCUGAUGUGUGUAAGUCUCUGGAUUUGGCAAUUAAUUUGAGGACAGAAUGGCUAUGUCAUCAACCACAAUUUGAGAAAAUGGGAUCAUCUAGUGCUGUGUGGACUCCCCCACCUUCGGGUUCUAUGAAGCUAAACUUUGAUGCUGGUUGGGCGGGUCCUCGUGGCCAAGGAUUUGGGUUGGUUGUCCGAGAUGAUAAAGGAGCUUUUCAAGUUGCAGCCUCCCACUAUGAAGAUCACAGAUCGGACCCUCUGGUUGCUGAAGCUUUGAGCUUCAGAUGGGCCCUAAAGUUAGCUGCAGAAUGGAAUUUGGACAACUUAGUCAUUGUGUCCGAUUGUCAACAGCUUGUUACAGCUUUUCACCAAUGUUAUAGCUUCCCCUCUUUAAAAACAAAUGUAGUAGCUCAUGCUCUUGCAGCUGAGAGUCACUUGUAUCCUGAUUGUGCUUGGUGGGGAGAUCCUCCUGUUACACCUAGCUGCAGAUUUGCCUGA